CUGUGGCGCCGAGGGCGGCGGCGGCGGUGGCUCCCGUGGCUCCCGUGGCUGAGGAUGCGGCCGGGGGUCGCGCUGCUCGGCGCGCUGGCCAGCUUGCUGUUGCUCCUGCUGCUGCGUCGGAUGUGGUGGUGCCCGGCCGACGCGCCCGCCCGCUCCAGGUUUGUGGUGGAGCAAAGCAGGGAGGACGCCCGUGGCACCCCCGCCGCGCUGAGCACGCUCCGGAGCCCCGCGACCCGGGCGACCCAGGCGCCCCGCGCCACGAACAGCACAUAUCUAAAUGAGAAGUCACUCCAACUGACAGAGAAGUGCAAAAGUCUGCAGUAUGGCUUCGAGUCUUUAUCUAACAAAACAAAGAGGUAUUCGGAGAGGGAUUACCUUCAGAUGAUCACUAAUAUACAGAGCUGUCCAUGGAGACGACAAGCAGAAGAAUAUGAGAACUUCAGAGCAAAGCUCACUUCCUGUUGUGAUGCUGUCCAAAACUUCGUGGUUUCUCAGAACAACACUCCCGUGGGCACUAACAUGACUUACGAGGUGGAAAGCAAAAAGCAAAUCCCAAUUAGAGAGAACAUUUUCCAUAUGUUUCCAGUGUCACAGCCCUUUGUGGGGUACCCCUAUAAUCACUGUGCCGUGGUUGGAAAUGGGGGGAUUCUGAACAAGUCUCUUUGUGGAGCUGAGAUAGACAAAUCUGACUUCGUUUUUAGGUGUAACUUGCCUCCAACCACAGGAGAUGUUAGUAAAGAUGUGGGCAGCAAAACCAAUCUUGUGACUGUAAAUCCAAGUAUUAUCACAUUGAAAUAUGGGAACUUGAAGGAGAAGAAAGCAGUAUUUUUGGAGGACAUCACCACCUAUGGAGAUGCGUUCCUCCUUCUGCCAGCAUUUUCCUUCCGGGCCAACACUGGUGCCUCCUUUAAAGUGUACUACACGCUCAGGGAAUCUAAAGCAAGGCAAAAGGUUCUCUUUUUCCAUCCCAGGUACCUGAAACACCUUGCUCUUUUCUGGAGAACUAAAGGGGUGACCGCUUAUCGCUUGUCGACCGGCUUGAUGAUCGCAAGCGUGGCAGUGGAACUGUGUGCCAAUGUGAAGCUCUACGGCUUCUGGCCCUUCUCGAAAACUCUAGAAGACACACCUGUCAGCCACCACUACUAUGACAACACAUUACCCAAACGCGGUUUCCAUCAGAUGCCCAAAGAAUACAACCAGAUUCUCCAGCUUCAUGUGAAAGGAAUCCUCAAAUUACAAUUUAGUAAAUGUGAGAUAGCUUAAAAAUUCAUCACAUGAGAAUAAGUUCUUAAUAUCAUGCAGGAAGUUACAGCAAUGCUAAGCGGUAGUUGCAGGAUGUUUUAGGAUAGCACAGCUCCAGAACUUGGGUUGGCCAAAGUUCUUCUACUAAACUUUCCCACCUCCCAAAGUCAUUCCCAAGCUUCCAUUUCUUUUCCCUGCAAAAUGGGAACCAUAGUAUCUAACUCUGGCUAGUGAGGGGUUAUUUGUGAGAACUCUUGGCUUAGUGUUUGGUGUGAGGUGUGAGGUAGGGACCUGAUGAACACUUCCUGUUUAUAACAGUCCUCAUGAGACUGACAAGUAAGGGUAGAAUAUCCUGGACAACUUUUGUGGAACCAACAGCCAAAUCACCCAGUGUUUUCUGGGUUUCUUUCUCUCACAGCCUUCUCUUUAUAAAUCAAAUCCUCCCUAUUUUACUUUCUGUCUUUAAAA
Molecule: messenger RNA, 1710 nt
Organism: Perognathus longimembris pacificus (Pacific pocket mouse)
Lineage: Eukaryota; Metazoa; Chordata; Mammalia; Rodentia; Heteromyidae
Gene: St8sia6
Product: ST8 alpha-N-acetyl-neuraminide alpha-2,8-sialyltransferase 6
Exons: 8
Coding region: 55-1263 (402 amino acids)
Biological process (GO): oligosaccharide metabolic process; N-glycan processing
Molecular function (GO): alpha-N-acetylneuraminate alpha-2,8-sialyltransferase activity
Source: RefSeq, a predicted model, not a curated record